GGCCGCUCGUGUUUUUGUGUUUCGCCGAAGGAGAGUGUCAUUCUUUCCUUCACUCUUGUUUUUGUAUGUGAGAUAUAGCGUCUCAGUCUCUGGAUGUGUCCUGUCUUCACCCACACAACGGACCUAUCUGUCUCUCAUUAUCUGGACACGUCAGUCACACUGACACCGUUUCUGAGGCCGAUUUUCAUUUUCGUUAGUGGAGCUGGACCCGCACACCAGGACUCAGUCCAGCCCGGUUCGGCUCGGUUCGGUGAACGGGACACAGCGGGGAUUUAAACGACAGAGCCCGACCAGAGAUGGAGAGACGCAGACUGAUGUGAACAGAACCAGCGCUAUGGAGAUACAUCCACUAUGCACUAAGCUUUGCCAUCAUAAAGCUGUGGAGCUGAAGGAUGAUGUGUGUGAGAAACAGAGUGCAGUCACCAUAAAUCCACGUCACAUGAAGAAAGCCUUCAGGAUCAUGAACGAGCUCCGCAGUCAGAGUGUGCUGUGUGAUGUCACCAUCAUUGCGGAGGAUGUGGAGAUAGCUGCACAUCGAGUCGUCUUAGCUGCUGGGAGUCCUUACUUCCAUGCUAUGUUUACAGGAGAGAUGACCGAGAGCCGUCAGAAGAAGGUUCGAAUCAAAGAGAUUGACGGCUGGACUCUGGGAAUGCUGAUUGAUUAUGUUUACACUGCUGAGAUCCAAGUAACGGAGGAGAAUGUGCAGGUGCUCUUGCCUGCCGCUGGUCUGCUGCAGUUGCAGGAAGUUAAAAAGGCCUGCUGCGAGUUUCUCAUAACUCAACUUCACCCAACCAACUGCCUCGGUAUCCGCGCCUUUGCCGAUUUGCACGCCUGCAUGGAGCUGCUCAAUCUCGCCAACACGUACGCAGAGCAGCACUUCUCAGAGGUCGUGCAGAGUGAGGAGUUUCUCAAUCUGGGCAUGGAGCAAGUCUGCAGCCUCAUAGCAAGUGACAAACUGACCAUUCCAUCAGAAGAAAAGGUGUUUGAAGCGGUCAUAGCGUGGGUCACGCAUGAUAAAGAUGUGCGUCAGGAACACAUGGCUCAUCUGAUGGAACAUGUUCGCUUGCCCCUUCUUUCCAGAGAAUACCUCGUACAGAGAGUGGAAGAGGAAACUCUAGUAAAGAACAGCAGCGCCUGUAAAGACUACCUUAUUGAAGCCAUGAAGUACCACCUGCUGCCUGCUGAGCAGCGCUCCAUGAUGAAGACCAUCCGCACCAGAGUGAGAACACCCAUCAGCUACCCAAAGGUGAUGGUGGUAGUGGGGGGACAGGCCCCUAAAGCCAUUCGCAGUGUGGAGUGCUAUGAUUUUGAGGAGGAGAGAUGGUUCCAAGUGGCAGAAUUACCCUCCAGACGAUGUCGAGCAGGUGUGGUGUACAUGGGCGGUGUUGUGUAUGCUGUUGGGGGUUUCAACGGGUCAUUGCGUGUGAGAACGGUGGAUGCUUACGACCCAGUAAAAGAUGAGUGGUGUUGCGUCAGCAGCAUGCAGGACCGGAGGUCAACACUAGGGUCCGCUGUCCUCAACGGACUGCUGUAUGCUGUAGGGGGCUUUGAUGGCAGCACAGGUUUAGCUACUGUAGAAGCAUAUAACGCUAAGGCCAAUGAGUGGUUCCACGUCAAUCCCAUGAACACACGACGUAGCAGUGUUGGAGUCGGCGUUGUUGGAGGUUUGCUUUAUGCGGUCGGAGGGUAUGACGGAGCAACACGUCAGUGUCUGAGUACUGUUGAGGCCUAUAACCCCAACACCAAUGAAUGGACUUACACAGCAGAGAUGGGAACCCGUCGUAGUGGUGCAGGUGUUGGUGUGUUAAAAGGUCUGCUGUAUGCAGUAGGUGGGCACGAUGGCCCUUUGGUUAGAAAGAGCUGUGAGGUGUAUGACCACGCCACUAACACAUGGAAACAGGUGGCUGAUAUGAACAUGUGCCGCAGGAACGCAGGUGUGUGUGCCGUGAAUAACCUGCUCUAUGUGAUUGGUGGUGAUGAUGGCUCGUGCAACCUGGCUUCAGUGGAGUUCUACAAUCCAAACACUGAUAAAUGGACCCUACUGCCCACCUGCAUGAGCACAGGACGCAGCUACGCAGGUGUGACGGUCAUUGAUAAGCCUCUCUGAGCAGCUGUGGAGCUGUUGAACACUGAAGCUGAAGCUGACAUACAGCAGAGGAUUCGCUCACACUGAAGCUCUUACGAUGACUGAAGCUUCAUCCUGGAACUGCUUCACAAUGGACAUGGCCUGGAGAAUACUGCUCUCUCUCUCUCUCUCUCUCUCUCUCUCUCUCUCUCUGUCUUACACACAUUCACAAACUCAUUCAGAUACUUAACUACAAGCAUUCUCACACUACCUCUUUUGUCUCUAGCUAAACACUUACACACUCUUUAUCUCUCUUUUCUUUCUGUUUCUCUUGUUUGAGAGUAGUCAGUAAUGAAGUUUAUUGCACUUUGAGGAGCACUGAAGAAGCAGGACCGAAACACAAUGUUGCUAACCUCUAAGAAAAGACUGGUGCAAAAAAUUUGGCCAGCACGUCUGUGACAUGAUCAAAACGUUCCUGCGUUUGAGCCGAGAGGAUGGCCAGAGAUUUUUGCUGCUUGAUCUCUUGAUCUGAAGGAACUUAUUGAUGGUUUUUGCUUAUUCAAAUAACGUUUGAGGGAAAAUGUGUCUAGUUUAGGACCAGCACUUUGUUGCCUCAUGGAAGGUUGUUUAUGAAGUCACUGGACUUUAACCAUCUUCAUUACGAAGGUUGGAUGAUGAUGAUAAUAAUGAUGUGAAUUUUGUUUUAUGGUUAGAGCUGAAACUUUGCCUAUAUGCAAGAAGGGUCUCUACUGAAAAUGAACAAACUUUUACAUUUUGCAAUUUGUUUGCCAAACAACAUUUGAAGUCUUAAAGUUUGAACCGUCUGUUGUUGUUUUUUUCUUUUAGUAUCUUUUUUUUUUUUUUUUUUUUUUGUGGUCCGGUUGUUCAAGAAUUGCGAUCUUUGACAUAUUCGAAAUGUUAACUUGAACGCUUCGGCAUGCACGAUACUGUGGACUGAUGCUGGUUGCUUGGGUAUUAAACCGCUUUGCAUGGUUCUAAAUACUGAUGUUUGUGUGCCAUUCUUAAACUACUGCUGUACUCACUAACCAACGUGACGUGCUCUCUCUGUACUAGCGGUAUUGAACGCUGAAGAAGUAUAAAGGUACAAUUUCUUUCUUUUCUCUCUUUUUGUUCUCUUUCUCUCUUUUUUCCUUCUUUGUUUUCUGUAACUUUAAUGGUUUUCUCUAUUCUGCUCUUGCUGUUUAGUAUUUAACUCUCUUUAACUAUUGUCACCAAGCCUAUUAAUGAAUAUAUAUACAACAGUGUAUUAUUAAUUGUCAGAGGAAUUGUCAAGAGGAAUGUUGUGUUCUUGAAGUUUCAUAACUUGUUUUAUAUCAUUAAUAAUAAACAUGCUUCUAGUAAAUAUA
Molecule: messenger RNA, 3432 nt
Organism: Ctenopharyngodon idella (grass carp)
Lineage: Eukaryota; Metazoa; Chordata; Actinopteri; Cypriniformes; Xenocyprididae
Gene: klhl2
Product: kelch-like family member 2
Exons: 15
Coding region: 335-2107 (590 amino acids)
Molecular function (GO): protein binding
Source: RefSeq, a predicted model, not a curated record